This is a messenger RNA of Blepharisma stoltei, 2019 nucleotides long. The record is from the annotation of a GenBank genome assembly. NCBI's taxonomy places the organism in Eukaryota, Ciliophora, Heterotrichea, Heterotrichida, Blepharismidae.
AUGAAAAAUGAAGCUGCUAUAAGUGCAGCCCUAGAUACCAUGGGCUUUGGCAAAUACCAGAAAAUCGUCUUUUUCCAAUGCGGCUUGGUAAUUUUGACAUAGGCGUGGUUCAGCUACCAAACCUGAAUGCGAGCGCAAGGAUUUAUUUUUAAUGAUGCUGGGACAGUCUGAGACAUCAGCCACUUACUGAGAGGAAUGUGGAGUAGCUCUCUUCAGCUUGGAAUGCUUUUUGGCUCUCUCUUUUGGGGAUCUCUUGCAAAUCGUAGAGGAAGAUAUUAUGCAUAUAGAAGGUGCGUGAUUUUUGGAAUGGCUUUUUGCCUCGUGCUGGCAUUCUCAUUCAACUAUAUAUUUAUGCUGAUAGUUCUCCUAUUUGUUGGCUUUGGAAUUGGAGGAGAGUUGGCGCUAUCUGGAACUUACUUUACAGAGUUUUGUCCACCCAAAAGCAGAUGGGUGCUUUCCAUUCUGUCAAUGUUCAUGCCUAUGGGCGGAACGUUUAUGUCACUGGCAAAUUUAAUAGUUGUAGAUCUAGUGGAUUAUUUAGACAACGAUUGGAGAAUCUUAGUUGCUCUGAUGCUUGCACUUGAAAUCUUUCUUUCCCUCUGAAGACAAUUUUUAUUGGAGUCUCCGUAUUAUUUGGCAAGUGUUGGAAAAUACGAGGAAGCUGAUGAAAUUAUGAGAAAAAUCGCAAUUAAAAACGGAAAAGAAGCAGUCUAUCAAGAACACAGGCAAUCAAUCAUUGAACGCAGCGAGCCAAAGGUUGAAGAAGAGCACAAAGGUGGGGAUAAAGAAGGCGUUAAAGAAGUUUUAGUAAAAAAGCCCGUAAACAAGAAGUCUCUUGCUUAUGCUUUUAGCAAAAAUUAUAGAAGGCCAACUAUUCUGUUGACUUUGAUAAAUUUCUUUCUGACUUGGGGCUAUAUAAGCCUGAUAACUUUCCUUCCUGUUCUCCUAUCAAAUUUUCCAAGUGUUAUAGCGUCAACAAUUAUUCUAAUUCAAGCAGCAUGCGCAAUUCCAGGAAACCUGAUAGGAGGAUUUUUGGUUCAAACAUGCUUACUCCCCCAUCCUUGAAUAAACGAUUCCAUUGAAGAAUUCUAAAAAAUUCGAACGAUUCUAUUGAAAAUUCCUAAAAAUUGGGAAAAAUACCCCUCAUCCUUGAUCGAAAGAUUUUCAUAUAUUGCAAAUUUUAUAUGCAAUAAAUCAACUAUCUAGUUAAUAUUUAUUAUAACUUAUGAAAAUUGAUAGUUUUUUAUUAGGAAAAUAAGAGUAAUUUACGUGUUUUCUAAAUAGCAUACACGAUAUUAAUCAUCCUAAGUGCUUUAUCCAUUAUCCUGGUCUCCAAAGCUUAAUAAUCUAAAACAAUUAGAAUUAUUGUAAAUUAAAAAUUAAUAUGGAACAGAAAUAUUUUAUAGAACAGAAAAAGCUACCACAAUUUCAUUUUAAUGUUUUUAAUAUUUACUAUCUUAAUCCUCUUAUUUAGAAAGUGUACCAAAACAAUAAAAUAAUAAAUAUUAUUUUUAUUAUAUAUUUCCGAAAAUUUUUAAAACCCCAUCCUUGAUUGAACGAUAGUAGUCAUUUGAUCAAGGACGAGGGGGAUAGUUAGGUAGAAAAUUUACUUUUGUCAUUGCCAUGAUUAUAGCAGCUUUCCUUUCAUUUAUGUUUUAUUGGACGACUGGAUUAGUCGAAGUAAGAGUUAUUUAGACCUUUUUUGUGAUAUUUAUGAACUUGUUUUGCCUCCUUAGUUACGGAGCUAUGUACACAAUGUUAUCGGAGUCAUAUGAAUCAGAAACCAGAAGCAUAGCAAGUGGCUGGUGCAUUGCAUGGGGAAGACUUGGUGGUGCCUUGUCUCCAUUUUGUACAGGAUAUAUAUUGGACUUGCCAGAUGGAGAAGAUCUUGCAUUACAAACAUUUGCGGCAUGCUUCGCAAUUUCAGCAUUAUGUGCGCUAUUUUUAAAAGAAACUCGAACAGUAAAACACCGAGACCUCAGAGAAUCGCUUUCCAAGAGUGUUCUUGCAGAAACAUAA